AUGGCGAUCCCUCCAACCGCUACCAACGGCCUGAACGGUGUGGCCACCCCCAAAACGACCCUAAACCGAGCAGCCGAAGUAGAAGAUCUCAUCGACGCGGUCAAGUCUCUCAUCACACCCUAUAUACAGGCGGCAGACGACGCAGCAUCAACGAGGGCCACGGGGAGUAACACCUCCUCCGCUGAGACUAACGGCGCUACGUCUCGCAAUGUUCUGGUCGAAGCUCACUCGCCCAAGGCUCUUGUAGAGCGUCUAGCCUUUUCACUGCCACAGAAGGAGGGAAGGGGACGUUCUGGAUUACUGGAAACCAUUGAAGGAGUUCUCAAGUACAGUGUCAACACCUGGGACCAAGGGUUCUUGGACAAGCUGUACUCGAGCACCAACGCUGUCCACAUCUACACCGUGUCGCCGGCCCUGACGCUGAUCGAGAAGAGCACCGCCAAAAGCCUGGCGCAGCUCUUCGGCUUCACCGGUCCGCGCGCCGGGGGCGUGACCUGCCAGGGCGGCUCGUCGUCCAACCUGACGUCGCUGGUGAUCGCGCGCAACACGCUGUACCCAGCGACCAAGACGGACGGCAACGGCGCCCACGCCUUUGUCGCCUUCACGAGCGCCCACGGGCACUACAGCGUCGAGAAGGCCGCCACCACCAUCGGCCUGGGCUCGAAAUCCGUCGUGACGAUCCCCGUUGAUGCCUCGGGCCGCAUGAUCCCGUCCGCGCUGCGGAACGCCAUCGUCACGGCGCGAGACGCUGGCAAGACGCCGCUGUACGUCAACGCGACGGCCGGCACGACGGUGCUGGGGUCGUACGACCCGUUCGAGGACAUAUCGGCCAUCUGCAGGGAAUUCGGCCUCUGGAUGCACGUCGACGCGUCGUGGGGUGGCUCGGCCGUCUUCUCGACGGCGCAGCGGCACAAGCUCGGGGGAGCCGGGCUCGCGGACUCGAUCACCGUCAACCCGCACAAGAUGAUGAACGUGCCGCUGACAUGCUCGUUCCUGCUGACCAACGACGUGUCCGUCUUCCACCGCGCCAACACCCUUCCCGCGGGCUACCUGUUUCACGAGAACGGCGAGGACGAGGGCGCCGAGGAGAAGGAGUUCUGGGACCUGGCGGACCUCACGCUGCAGUGCGGCCGCCGGGGCGACGCCCUGAAGCUGGCUCUGGCGUGGAUCUACUACGGUGCAACAGGGUUCGAACAGCAGGUCGACCACGCGUUUGCAAUGGCGAGCCACCUGGCGACGCUCAUCCAAGAGCAUCCCGAGUUUGAGCUCGUGUCGUCCAACCCGCCGCCGUGUCUGCAGGUGUGUUUCUACUACGCGCCGGGUGGACAGGUGGCAGAGGACAAGGCGGAAAACACGAGGAGAACGAGUGAGAUGGUGAGGAGGCUGGUUGCUCGGGGGUUCAUGGUUGAUUAUUCGCCAGGGGAGAGAGGCAGUUUCUUCCGAGUGGUGGUCAACUGCCAGACAUUGCCAGGGACGGUGGAGGGAUUAGUCAAGGCAUUGGAAGGUGUUGGCAAAGAUCUUGUGUCUCGGGAAUGA
This is a messenger RNA of Neoarthrinium moseri, 1536 nucleotides long. RefSeq lists its product as uncharacterized. Gene Ontology annotation, molecular function: carboxy-lyase activity; pyridoxal phosphate binding. The record is from RefSeq and is a predicted model, not a curated record. Lineage: Eukaryota; Fungi; Ascomycota; Sordariomycetes; Amphisphaeriales; Apiosporaceae. Gene Ontology annotation, cellular component: cytoplasm. The transcript has 3 exons. Gene Ontology annotation, biological process: carboxylic acid metabolic process. Bases 1 to 1536 code for a protein of 511 amino acids.